UACUAUCAGGCAGUGUUCUAGUUUUGGAGCGCGCUGUUUUGAAAUCUUCUGUAUUAAAAAAAUAGAAAGACAAUGUUCCCUUCUCCACGUAAUCAGUCCGUUGUGUCGUCUCGGCGUCCGAUCAGUUCUCGGUCUGGUAGAAAAAGCCUGGGUCCUGGAGCAGCCACAAGCACCUCUUCACCUUCGGCUAUUUUCUCGCCUGUUGGUCGCCGAGUCGCCACCUCUAGUACUCGAGCAACAUCAUCGAGAGUUGUACUUCAUCCAGCUGCAAGCGAGACAGUAAAUUAUGAUGUUCAGCUAUAUGGAGCUUCUCUUCCUGUUAAAGUUAUGGAGGCUUUGACAAAUACUGAUGAUGAUUCGUUAAGUGUUAAAAUCCAUGAAGAUGGAUGGGCAUGGUUGGUGUGUAGAGAUCGCUUGAUCAUUUGGAAGAUUUGCCAAUCGUCGUCUGCCAAGUUCAUGGUGUGUAAAGAGCUUCAGUUGCCGCCUAGCGAUUUUCAGUUGUCUGCUGAUCUAGUAGACAUCUCUUCUCAAUCAAGUGACUCUGGGUCUGUUCAGUCUGUAGCUGUUAUGGCAGCAACCUGUGAAGGAUCAGUUCGCUAUUGGCCUAGUCUUAUACAUGAAGCCACUUACACUGAAGCUUACACAGAUUUUGGCGGAGCUCUGUGCGUGUUUGUAACUGCUGUAACGGCGGGCAGUUUUAUAGUAUCUUCAUCAAAGAGCCAGCUCGUUCGGUUAACAGCAGAUGCUUCUGGGAAAAUCCAUCAGCGAAUGCUGCAGCAAGGACAGGGAAUGCUCUCUGGUAUUGGACGCAGAGUUUCUUCUCUUUUUGGAAUCUUAUCUCCUGCAGUGGAAUCUACUCUCUGUAGUGUCCUUUGGGAUAAAGAAGAUUGCUUUUAUACUCUCACUGAAACCAGUAUAAACAAGUGGGAGAUGUACGACACAUCAGAAUAUCAUGUCCUAAGUUGGGAUAUGAACAGGAUUCUCAAAGAACACAUUGUUGAUGCAAUAUGGGGUUCUGAAAGUAACUAUGAAGAGAUUAAAGAAGGGAUUAAUGUUGAAUAUUUGGAUUUGAAUCAUAACUGGAAAAAAAGAGCAAAUCAGAAUGUGAGUGUAAUAUCCCAGCACCUAGAUUACUCCUCUAAAAUUCAUGGAGAUAACAUCUUAGGAGCUGGCUCAUGUGCAGGCUUGCCAAUUUUUUUCAGUAAAAGGAGUGGAUUGAUGGCAGUUGUUCCUCGAGAGAAUGUUUCCAUGUUGCCAGAGGAGCUGGAAGAAUCUAUUUCAGCAUCAUUAGCUGGUCCCACAAAUCAGGGUAACCUAAUAGGCAUUUCAAAAUCUGAAGACAUAGCACAUGAUGAUAAGACAAAAUUAUUAAAAGCUUCCUUCUUGCAAUAUUGCAGGAAAGACAUUCUUGGGGCACAGAGUAUGGUUGAUGGCCUGUUUUCUCCUGACUCAGAAUACGAUCUUGAACUUGAUCAAGCUGUGGCUCAAAUAAGUGUAGACUUAGUAGAUGAUUAUCCUGCUUCAGACCCACGAUGGGCAGAGUCAGUGCCAGAAGAGGCAGUUGGAUUUAGCAAUAACUCUCUAAUCCUGUUGCAUCAACUAGAAGACAAGAUGAAGGCACAUAACUUCUUUUUGGAGUUUCUUCAUCAGGUUGGGCUCUUCAGUCGUUUGAGCACCUGUGAAACGAGAGGACUCACCAUGGCAACUCGACUGCUGCUCUGUGAGCAUGCAGAAAAACUAUCUGCUGCAAUCGUUCUUAAGAACCACCACUCUAAACUUCCUGCACUUGUUAACUCUGCCAUACAGCUUGCCUUAAACAAACGAAUGUGCACUAUUCCUCAGAACUUGACUGCUGCAGAUGUGUACUUUAGAGAGGUAUCACAGAUGGAUGUUAUCUUUGAAUGCUUGAUAGACAAAGAGGAAUCUGAUUUGGAAAACAUAUCUAUGCAUUCUGUUGAAUGGGCAAAUUUAGUCGUAAAUGUGAACACAAUUCUGAAGGAUAUGCUACACGCUGCUUGUCAGUAUCGACAAAAUAAAAACUCGUUGUAUAAAAAGGAAGAACCUGGGAAUGAGCCGGAACAUAUUCCAUGGACUGCAUCAAGUGGACCUGGUGGCAUCCGUACGGUGAUUGUUCGUCAACAUGGCAUAAUACUAAACAAAGUCUAUCCUCAAGCAGAUAGUGGCCUCCGGAAUACUCUUGUUGAGCAGUUAGUUGCAUUGCUCAAUUAUUUUCUUGAUGACUUUGUCACUCAACUGAAAUCUGUAGACAAACCGCAUCAACAAGAACGAUAUAGUGUUCUGGAAAUGGAGUAUGCACAGAAAAGAUCAGAGCUCUUGUCUCCUUUAUUGGCUCUUGGUCAGUACCACUGGGCUGCAAGCCUUGCUGAGAAGUACUGUGACUUUGAUAUAUUGGUGCAGAUAUGUGAAAUGACCGAUAAUCAAACUAGAUUGCAGCGUUACAUGGCCCAGUUUGCAGAUCAGAAUUUUUCAGAUUUCUUGUUUCGCUGGUAUCUGGAGAAAGGAAAGCGUGGGAAACUGUUGUCUCAGCCUAUUUCUCAACAUAGUCAGCUGGCUUCUUUCUUACAGUCCCAUGAGCAUCUCAGCUGGUUACAUGAAAUUAACAGCCAGGAUUUUGAAAAGGCUCACAGGACACUACAGACACUAGCAAAUAUGGAAACACGAUACUUUUGUAAAAAGAAGACACUGCUUGGUUUAAGUAAACUUGCAGUUCUGGCAUCAGAUUUCCAGGCGGAUGUACUACAAGAAAAGAUUGAAGAAAUAGUGGAACAAGAGCGUUUUCUUCUCCAUCAAGAAACCUUGCCAAAGCAGCUUCUAGAAGAAAAGCAGCUUGAUUUAAAUGUGAUGCCUGUGUUGCCACCUGUAGAGUUAAUCAAGCUAUAUAUAAGUGACGAAAACAGAAGAGCAAAUGAAUUUGACUUCAAGAAAGCUCUUGACCUUUUGGAGUAUAUAAAUGAGGAUGUAGAGGUUGACUUGGAAGAACUGAAGCUUGAAAUACUGUGUAAGGCUUUGAAACGUGACAUGUGGUCUACGUCAGAUAUGAAAGAUGACCCAAUUGAAGAAACAAAGGAUUCUAUUUUUGUUAAAGUCCUUUUGAAAUUACUUAAUGAAGGUAUUGAACUCAAAAACUAUUUGCCCAACGUAGAGAUUCUUCUUCAGUCAGAUGAGCUUGGCAGCCUGAGAUCCAAUCCAUACUUUGAGUUUGUUCUGAAGGCAAACUAUGAACAUUACAUUAAAGAACAUUCCUGAUUCUUUUGGAAAUAAUGCAGUAUAUUAUUGUUUUCAUUUCAGUUUUUCUGUUUUAUAUUGUUCAAUAAAACAAACUUUAUAUA
Bombina bombina (fire-bellied toad) is the source of this 3350-nucleotide messenger RNA. It is a transcript of the gene NUP133, whose product is annotated as nucleoporin 133. The transcript is spliced from 25 exons. NCBI's taxonomy places the organism in Eukaryota, Metazoa, Chordata, Amphibia, Anura, Bombinatoridae. The record is from RefSeq and is a predicted model, not a curated record. Gene Ontology annotation, molecular function: structural constituent of nuclear pore; protein binding. Gene Ontology annotation, biological process: protein import into nucleus; poly(A)+ mRNA export from nucleus; transcription-dependent tethering of RNA polymerase II gene DNA at nuclear periphery. Gene Ontology annotation, cellular component: nuclear pore outer ring. Bases 73 to 3267 code for a protein of 1064 amino acids.